Messenger RNA from Hippocampus comes (tiger tail seahorse), 3597 nucleotides. Its product is annotated as formin-like protein 13. Bases 503 to 2848 code for a protein of 781 amino acids. The transcript has 17 exons. The record is from RefSeq and is a predicted model, not a curated record. NCBI's taxonomy places the organism in Eukaryota, Metazoa, Chordata, Actinopteri, Syngnathiformes, Syngnathidae.
AUUAGUGACAUCCAACUAUGUAACCAAACCAGUGACAAACUUGCUGUCUGUCCAUCUUUGACAUUGUGGAUGAGAGACUGAAAGGUUGUCCUUCGUUAUAUGUGCCUUGCAACUGAAGGUGUAGUCUGCCUUUCACGUUUGGUUCCCAUGUCCCUUUUUUUCCAUCUUCCUCAUUUCAAACUUCCCUGUGAGGGUAAAUUUCCCAACACUAAUGUUGUUGUCUACGUGCUGGAGUGUGUUACUGUUUUAUGCGUGCUGUACACAUGUGCAGACGUGUGUUACAUGAGGAGAAAGCCGAAAGGUAGGGGGAGAGAGGCGGAGCCUAGUCAGGUCUGACAUACCUACAAAAAGUGGAACCUGAGCGGAUAGUGGGCGGGGAACUGCCACACACAGUAUAACAACAGCGGUUUGAUUUUUUUUUCUUUUAAGGAGCAGAUUGGUGCGGGAAAAGAAACAAACAACUCUAGUGGAGUGUGAAGGUGCACUGAAACUAACUUUGAGAAUGCCGAGUUUGGGAGCAAAGAAGAAGGACAAUGUGUCCAGAAUGGAGAGAUGUAUUGAAGACUUGCCACAGCUGAGCAACGAGAUGCAGCUGAGCAUCAUGAACAAGGUGAAGAAUGGAGAGCUGUCCAUCGACGACGCUUUGGACCUCGCCAGGAAGGACCGAGGCCAGUUAACCAAAUUGCAGAGUGCUCCCGAGGAGGAGGAGCUUCCCUCACAGUACAACUUCAGCGUGCACAAGCAUGGACGCUAUAGGUGGAAGAAGAGGGUUCUUCAGAUGGAUUUCACCACCAAAAUGCUGUGCACGAUCGAGAAAGGCAUCGUCAAGCGCCAACUUCCCUUUGUCAUCAUCAAAAGUUGUGAUGACGGAGUCGGUUCCAGGUUCUCUAUUUCGUUCAAAGGCCACCAUGAUUACGAACUGGAAGCCACUUCAGUGGACGACAAGCAUAAGAUAAUGCAGCUUGUUAACCAGAUAAUUUACAGAAACAUCUACAGUCAUGCAGAGGGGGGCAGUGUAGGCACACACCAGCAGCCUCAAGCAUCUCAAACCCUACGGGAAGGUGUCCUUAUGCUGCACAGAGGCGGGCUGGCAUCAUUUCGAUGGGUCAAAUAUGAGGUCCAGCUGCACCCUGGCCAGCUAACACUGACCCCUUUCAGUCGACGUGGCGCCGCCGAUGGUGAACUGAUGACCUUGACGCCUGUAAGCGUUGUGAUCCAUCUGUCGGAUGGAGACACCAGUGUCCAGAAACCUCUCAGUGCCGAUACCUUCACCCUCGUCACUCGCAAAAAUGAAUACCACUUCAGAGUGCCCCCCUCGAGUCAGCCGCUUCCCGGUGCUGUGCAGACGGAGCGAGACGCUUGGGUCCACGCUAUCAGCAAGUUGUGUUCGGACUGGAAAAGAAAGUCAAAGAGCGAGCGCAUGUUUAUGGGCGGCGAGAGCCUCCGACAUCUCAGCAUAGCAGAAGACGUAGGGGAGGACAAUAACGACUCGGACCUCGAGUCUGCUGGAGAGGAUCUUUAUGAAGAUCCAAAUUUGGCUGGUGAAAUGAAUCAAAGUUCCUCUCCAGAAAUUCCUGAUGUCCCAAAACAGGCUGCUCCUGAUCCUACCCUCUCCCACCCCGGCCCCCCACCCUCUAGCAUGGACCCCAAAAACAAUCAAACAGGAUCACAAGAGGACACAGUUUCCUCCACCAAGACAAUACCACCGCCGCCACCUUUACCCCUCAGGUUCAACCUCAGUCCAAGAAACAUCCACACUAAGGCUUUCCACUGGGACCUAAUUGGACCUGACAAGAUCGCGAAAUCAUUUUGGGAGAAAGGAAGCCAGCGAAGAGUUGAAGUCAACACAAGGCGUUUGUACAUGCAAUUUUCAGUGAAAAAUGUCGGGUCCUUUGCAGCACCGGAGCCCAGCAGUACGCAACACAUCAUGCUCAACCAGAAGAUUGCGCACAACUUCAACAUUUUCCUCAAAAGUUUUGCGGUGCAGCCCGCAGAGCUGAAGGACAAACUCUUCAUCAUUAACGAGGAGGAUGGAGGCCUGUCUGACGAGCACAUCACCUCUCUGAGGAGGUAUGUUCCCACGGUGGAGGAUGUGGAGAUGUAUAAAUCCCACAAAGGACCAGUGAGCGAGCUGCAUAUUGUGGACCAGUACAUGAUGGAGAUGUGCGAUAUUCCCUACCUGAGCACACAACUAGACCUGCUGCUCACCCUGAGAGAGCUUCCCAUCAGCAUGAAGGACCUGCAGCCUUUGAUUGGCCAGAAGAUUGCGAUGUGUACAGAGCUGAACAGUUGCAGGUCAUUCGUUUCCGUGCUGGAGUACCUGCUGGCAAUCGGCAAUUACCUCAACGAGAACGCCGGAAAGAAGAAGGCCAAGGGAUUCCGCCUCUCAUCCUUAGCUAAACUGCCGCAGCUUCGCGGUACAGAGCGGACUUUCACCUUGCUCCAUGCCCUUGUGGAGCAAAUCAUGUUGCAUGAACCGGUCUUGGCCAACUUUACCAAGGAGUUGGGAGAAUUUGAAACCGUCCCAGGAGCUUCUGUCAAAGGCCUAACUGCUGAGGUAGAUGUACUGAAAAAUGAACUGCAGAAAGUCAUCCAGUAUGGAAAAAGCUCCAAGAAGAGAAAUGUUGAGGCGCAUCAUGCACACUUCAGCAAAGACCUGAAGGUAGCAGUGGAAAAAUACAACGCAGAUCUUUUGGCCUUGACGAAGUCUUGUGAGGAGAUGAAAAAGCUCUACUCGAGCAUUUUGGUGAAAUUUGGAGAGGCGGCCGACCAGGACUCUCAGGAGCUCUUUGGCUUCAUCUGUCAGUUCAUCCACGACUUCAAGAGGGCCCGCGCUGAUGUUAUAUAGAAUUCAUUCUCUGACACGACUAGAAUAUCAACCUUAUGGUUUCUACUUCCGUUUUUCCACAAUUUGAAGUCUAUGUUUUAUCAAUGUUAAAUUCAGCAAUCAAAACAGUGAAACCUCCAAUAAAAUGUUCUCAAAGGAAAUAAUGGAAAUAGAAAAAAAAUGUGCUUCAGGUUCAAACUAUAAACCUUGACUAACUGUAUAAACAAUAUUUUAAUUAACAUGACGCCAAUAGAACUCGACAGAGGGAGAUUACUGCCUGUAAUGAGGAGGCAAUUCUCAUUACAAUUAGACAAAAUCCCUUUUUUAUAUGUGUCUAUUCCUCUUGGUGACAAAAAAAAAACCAACAAAAAAACAUUGAGUGUCACAUUUGUGUUUGUUGGUCCAUCCUUUUGUUAGUUAGCAGACUUCUCCCUGGUUCAUGGAUGAUGAUGACCAGAUGGGCAAUGCCAUUAUAUUUUGGGGUAAUGCCAUAAUGACUCAAAUGGUGAAAAUGUCUUUCUUGAGCCAGGCAUCACCAUCUGAAAAGUUUUGUACUCAAAGUGUAAUUGUGCUAAAUGUCCUAUUAUUAUUUACUAUGUUGUCGGACUAAUACUUUUGCACACUACUCCGGCCAGGAGUGGCCUUCUGGUGUGCUGGGCAGAUGCCUGGUGGGCCGGCAUCUUUUGGAAGGAGCAACCCAUGAAUCCAAUAUAGCAAACUAUACAAAUUGACAUCAAUAGCAGAAUUACAUCGUAGCCUACAAAUUUGAU